GCGUAACCCCCUACGCACUCCGCCUCACUGUGGGAGAGGUGUUUCCGCCAAGAUGGUUGUCGGUGCCUUCCCCAUCGCCAAGCUCCUCUACCUCGGAGUGAGGCAGAUGAGCAAGCCUGUUGCGAACCGAAUAAAAGCUGGGGCCCGUAGGAGCGAGUUCUUUAAAACCUACAUCUGCCUGCCGCCGGCGCAGCUUUAUCACUGGAUUGAGAUGAGAACGAAGAUGCGCAUCAUGGGCUUCAAGGGUGCCACCAUCAAGCCCCUGAACGAGGAGGCUGCAGCAGAGCUGGGGGCAGAGUUGGUGGGCGAGGCGAUCAUUUUCUUCAUCGGCGGCGGAUGUAUGGUGUUGGAGUACGGCAGGCAGGCUGCCAACGCUCGUCGAAAGGAGGAGGAACUGAACGAGACCAUCGUGAGCCUGCAGACUCAAGUAGCAGAGUUAUCACUAUCGACAGAGACUCUCGGCGCUCAGCUGAGAGAGGUCAACAGGCUGCUGCUCUCCUUUCCUGGUCCCGACAAAAAGUGACUGGAUGUUCCCUGUGCAGUGCAGAGUAUUGUUAGCCUAUGUGUGUGUGAAGGAGUAAAAGUGCACCAAAUCAAUAGUGAUGUGUACAGCUUGAUUCUACCUUACUCCAAACACUGACCCCUGCUGCAGAGCUGGGAGGAGAAGGUUGGACCUCAGUGCACUGUGGAGCUAUCAUUUGCUCAUGUUUUGAGCAACUAAUUGUAAAUUGCAUUGCUAUGAUAUUCAUAGUAAAAUUCUAUGGUUGACUUUGCAUGCUUAUUAUAAAGAUUACUUUGCAUAAGGACAUAGAGCACCAUACUACCUUGAAGUUAAUUAUCUUUUGCAGCUCCUGUAAAGUUGAUCCAUUGGUCCUGAUAGUAGAACAUCAUUUGGGAACUUUAAUGUUUUUUGGCUUGAGUGAGUAGAAUCCUACACUUUUUAUGGGCUUUAAAAACACAACCAGACAUAUCCAGACAUUAUUUUUUUGAUGCAUCUCCUGCUAUAGUUUCAAAGAGAUUCUACUUGUGAUCGAUGGCCACUGUAAUCAGUUUGUAAUUGUUGCUGGAAAAGCGAAGGUGUGAAAUAAAAGUGUUAAUUCGU
Molecule: messenger RNA, 1102 nt
Organism: Girardinichthys multiradiatus
Lineage: Eukaryota; Metazoa; Chordata; Actinopteri; Cyprinodontiformes; Goodeidae
Gene: opa3
Product: outer mitochondrial membrane lipid metabolism regulator OPA3
Exons: 2
Coding region: 53-523 (156 amino acids)
Biological process (GO): regulation of lipid metabolic process
Cellular component (GO): mitochondrion
Source: RefSeq, a predicted model, not a curated record